AUGACUGAGAUAGUGGUUAAGAUCCGAUACCCGUUUCUCUCCCUCCAAAACCAAGCUAUUCAUCUCUCGAACCGCCAUCAAUGGCGAUGGCUUCAAGCUUGGUGCCGCCACCGCUCCGUCUCCGGCCAUUUCCUCCCCACUCCCCAACUCGGUCUCCACUUAUCAUCUCCUUCUCUUCUCAGGAACUCCCUCAUCUCCCCCAAUCCUCAAUCCAAGCCUCUCAAGGCUAUAAACUCCACCAUCCCCGUCAUUUCUGGUCAUCGCCGUUUACUCCUCAGCUCUGUGCAGGCGUCUCCGUCCAACUCUGCUGCCGCUCAGGGUUCUGCUUUCGAGCAAUGGGACUCGCUCACGGCCAAGUUAGCCGGCUCAGCCAAUUUGCCUUUCCUUCUCCUCCAGCUACCCCAGAUCGUCCUCAAUGCGCGCAAUCUCCUCUCCGGCAACCCCUCUGCUCUUCGGGCUGUUCCCUGGCUUGGUAUGCUGACUGGAUUGCUGGGGAACUUGUCGUUGUUGUCGUAUUUCGCGAAGAAGAGGGAGACAGAGGCAGUCCUUGUGCAAACGUCGGGUGUGAUCUCAACGUAUGUCGUGAUUCUACAGUUGGCAAUGGCGCAGGCUAUGCCACUGCCUCAGUUUGUUGCGACAUCCGUUGUUGUGUCUUUAGGUUUUGUCUUAAACUUCUUGAAUUACUUUUCUCGACUUGAUGAAUCAUUAUGGAGGCUUUGGGAGGAUUUUAUUACCAUAGGAGGCCUUUCGGUUCUCCCACAGGUAAUGUGGUCGACUUUUGUUCCUUUCGUUCCAAACAGCAUCUUGCCUGGAGUAGUCUCUUGUGUUCUGGGAGUUGGAGCUGUUGUGAUGAAAUGCAGGCACGAAUUGGGUAAACUUUCUGAGGAAGGGAUAAAAUUAGUGGGGGCACUGGCUGGAUGGACAGCCACUCUACUUUUCAUGUGGAUGCCAGUUGCACAAAUGUGGACAAGUUAUCUGAAUCCAGAUAACAUCAGAGGUCUAUCAUCUUUCACAAUGCUGCUUGCAAUGAUUGGGAAUGGUCUUAUGAUCCCACGAGCCCUAUUUAUUCGUGACCUCAUGUGGUUCACUGGAUCAGCCUGGGGAACAAUGUUUUAUGGGUGGGGAAACUUGGCUUGCAUGUACUGUUUCAGCACUAUUAGCAGGGAGUUCUUCUUGGCUGCCACAGUUGGCUUGCUUUUGUGGCUAGGAACAUCUUUGUGGAGAGAUACAGCUGCCCAUGGAUAUAAUUCGCCUAUGAAAUCAAUAAAGGAGUUACUCUUUGGACCAUAAUGUGGAAUUCUGCUGAUGUUCUACUAUCUAAAUGUGCAAGGCGGCUGCUGGUGGAUCCAUGUGUAUGAGAAAUAAGGUUAAGUUGUUCCAGUAUGUAGGCCCACAACAUGCUGUGGUUUAAGUCUUUAUUUUGUUGCAGUAAGGUAAGCUUCAAGGAAUAUGUUGUUUCUGUACACCACUUAAUAUGCCUGUUGUAGUUAUAGAUCCGUCUUUCCUCUUAGACAUAGCUGUAACAAAUUUUGCCUUGCAAUGCAGUGGAAAGAAAAUAAAAUAAAUGAUUAUGUUACAAAACUAGCCA
Dioscorea cayenensis subsp. rotundata (Guinea yam) is the source of this 1588-nucleotide messenger RNA. RefSeq names its product maltose excess protein 1-like, chloroplastic. Gene Ontology annotation, cellular component: chloroplast envelope. Gene Ontology annotation, molecular function: maltose transmembrane transporter activity. NCBI's taxonomy places the organism in Eukaryota, Viridiplantae, Streptophyta, Magnoliopsida, Dioscoreales, Dioscoreaceae. The transcript has 10 exons. The coding region runs from base 1 to 1290 and encodes 429 amino acids. The record is from RefSeq and is a predicted model, not a curated record.